Messenger RNA from Rhinichthys klamathensis goyatoka, 2637 nucleotides. RefSeq lists its product as uncharacterized. NCBI's taxonomy places the organism in Eukaryota, Metazoa, Chordata, Actinopteri, Cypriniformes, Leuciscidae. Bases 1 to 2637 code for a protein of 878 amino acids. Gene Ontology annotation, biological process: regulation of DNA-templated transcription. The record is from RefSeq and is a predicted model, not a curated record. Gene Ontology annotation, molecular function: zinc ion binding; sequence-specific DNA binding; DNA-binding transcription factor activity. The transcript is spliced from 8 exons.
AUGAGUGACCCAGAGGAAGAUGUAGUAAAUGACAGAAAGAAGCAGACCCAGCCAGAUGAGUAUGACACACUCUUUCGUUUGAAGCCACUGAUGACUGAGAUAAAGGCCGUCUGUCAGUCUGCCUACCAUCCCAGGAAGCAGCUUUCCAUUGAUGAGAGGAUGGUGGCCACCAAGCUGUUGGAGGCGUUGGAUGAGAGCAGCUUUUGCACCAGGCUGAUCUGUGUCUUUGAUGGCAGAGCACAGAAAGGCAUGCUGCUGAUGGAGGUGUUCAGUUACAGUUCUCAUUUCCUGGACACGGACAGUGAAGUGGAUACAGUUAUUCUCGAUUUACCCAGUUCUUCUGAAUCACCAAGAGCCUGUGAUAUCCCAGAGCUAAAGAGGACUGACAGUGUAUUUCUUACUAAAAAAUCCUUAAACAUCAGUUCCACUUCAGAUGACUCAGUUAGCAGUAUCGACAACAGCGAAGAUGAUUAUGUGCCUGACUCUGAAAGCUGUUCAGAAGAAUCAGAAGAGAGCAUUCCACAGCCUUUGUCCAGUCCAUCUCCCAGUAUAACAUUCGAUGAUAAUGUUAAUUCAUUUUCCACGAAUGAAGACAAGGAAUGUCCCCCACAUGAGGAUGAGACUAUGACUCAUUCAGACAAUGACAGCAGUGAAGAGGUUUCAGUUAUGAAAGUGAAAAAGACUGCAACAGGCAAAAGAAUGUUCAACAAAAAACAGUACUGCUUUUAUUGCGCCAAACCAUUCUCCAAAAUAGCAAGACACUUGUCCCAGGUACAUAAAAAUGAGGUCGAAGUCGCAAAGGCUCUUUCCUUUCCAAAAUGUUCUAAAGAACGGAGGAUCAAUCUAGAUUUAUUAAGGAAUAAAGGCAACCGUGUACACAACACAAAUGUUCUUAAAGAUGGCAAAGGAGUAUUGGUGCCACGUCAGCAAUCCACUGCUAAACAUGUGAACGUUAAGGACUACAUGCACUGUUUGAACUGCCAAGGGCUGUUCAGAAGAAAAGCACUUUGGAGGCAUAUGCAAAGGUGCAACCUUGCCAAAAAGUGCCAGGUCACAAAACAAGGUAGAUCCAGAGUUCAAGCACUCUGUGCUUACGCGCAGCCUGUUCCUGAAGGAGUAACAAAAAAAUUAUGGAAACUGAUCAGUGACAUGAAGCAAGAUGAAGUAACACAGGCGGUUAAAAGUGAUACAUGUAUCAUCAAGUUCGGAGAACACUUGUGCAACAAAAUGGGGAGUGACAAAACCAAGCACGAAUACAUCAGAACUAAAAUGCGUGAGGCUGGAAGGCUGUUGGUGUGUGCUAGGAAAGUGGGAAGUCUACAGAGUAUUAAAGACUUUUUCAUACCCUCAAACUUCUAUCACGUUAUCAAGGCUGUUAAAGAUACUGCGGGAUUCCAAGAUGAAGAUGAAGUCUUCACAAUUCCAUCUUUGGCAUUAAAACUGGGCCACAACCUUAAAAAAAUGUCUGAUAUUGCAGAAUGUGAAGCAAUGAUCGCAGGAGAGGGAAAUGAUGUCCAAAAUGUAAAAAUGUUCAAGCAAAUGUAUGAAACAAAGUGGAAUGAGUACGUGUCAUCCUCAGCCUUGAAAACGCUUCAUGAAGCGAAAUGGAACUCUCCAGAACUACUUCCUUUUACUGAGGAUGUUAAAAAAAUGCACAUCCAUCUCAGCAAUCAAACUAAACUGUACCAAGAUAAGCUCAAACUUGAGAAAAGUCAGAAUAACUGGUCAAAACUUGCCCAAAUAACUCUGUGUGAAGUUAUUCUGUUUAAUCGCAGGAGAGCAGGAGAAGUUUCGAAAAUGAGGUUGAAUUCAUAUCUUCUUCGAAACACAUCUGUUUUACACUCCGAUGUUGCUGAUGCUUUAUCUGAAGUUGAGCAGAAGCUCUGUCAGCAUUUCCAACGCAUCGAAAUUAGAGGCAAGCGAGACCGAAAGGUCCCAAUACUCUUGACCCCAAGUAUGAUGGACUCCAUGGAACUACUUGUAAAUAAUCGUCAAACAUGUGGUGUACUGGAUGAGAAUUUUUUUUUCGCAAAGCCCAUGACUGAGACCUCAUUCUACCGUGGCACGGAUUGCAUCAGAAAAGUAGCCCACCAGUGUGGAGCCAAACAUCCAAAGAAUUUGUCAUCGACAAAGCUGCGGAAACAUAUUGCGACAUUAUCAAAAGUGCUUAAUCUAAAAGAUACUGAGAUGGACCAGUUAGCCGAUUUUAUGGGACACGAUAUAAGAGUCCAUAGAAAGUUUUACCGGUUGCCGGAAGGGACGUUACAACUAGCAAAGAUCAGCAAGGUGCUGAUGGCCCUUGAACAGGGAAGAGUAUCAGAAUUCAAGGGGAAAAACCUUGAUGAAAUUAACCUUGAGCCUUACGAGAAAGUGAAUGUAGGUAGUGAUGUGUCUGAAAGUGAGGAUGAAGAGAGUGAGAUGCCAGAGCCAAAAAAGCGACUUCAGUCUUCAGCUACAGGUUUGCGGCCCUCUGACUCACAAAGCAGGCUGUGUCCUCUAUCCACCAAACCUGCUCGCUCAAACCAGCCUCACCCUUUGCUGAUUCUACCAUCUGAAAUCUGCAUACUGAUCUCAGAGCUGCUGAGAGAUAAUGACAACCUGAAUCCAAGUAAGUUGCGAGAAACCUGGGUGUCAUGA